AUGGCUGAUUCCGCUAAUAAGGAUACUCCAUCAGAGCACAUUAAUGUGAAGGUCCAAGGACAAGAAGGUUCAAUCAUUCACUUCAAGAUAAAGAAAAAUACUCCUUUAAGGAAGCUUAUGAUGGCUUAUUGUGAAAGACUGGGCUUGAAACAGCCUAGCGUCAGAUUCAUCUUUGAUGGGAAUAACGUACAUGAUACGGACACUCCUACUUCGUUGGAGAUGGAGGAAAAUGACACUAUCGAAGUAUUCCAAACGCAAACCGGUGGAGUAUAA
This is a messenger RNA of Heterobilharzia americana, 273 nucleotides long. The record is from the annotation of a GenBank genome assembly. NCBI's taxonomy places the organism in Eukaryota, Metazoa, Platyhelminthes, Trematoda, Strigeidida, Schistosomatidae.